Molecule: messenger RNA, 1095 nt
Organism: Trichoderma aggressivum f. europaeum
Lineage: Eukaryota; Fungi; Ascomycota; Sordariomycetes; Hypocreales; Hypocreaceae
Exons: 2
Coding region: 1-1095 (364 amino acids)
Cellular component (GO): membrane
Source: RefSeq, a predicted model, not a curated record
AUGCAGCUCGCUCGUGAUGCGGCGAUAGGAGUCGACAUUCCUACUCCCGCAAUCUUCACAGCCAUGGCCACUCUCACAACGACGCUCGCCUCGGCCACGGCCACGGCCACGGCCACAUCCUCUCCCUCGGGGCCCUUUCACAUCGACUCUUCGCAGGGCGAAUGUCAGCUGUUGGGCCCCUUUGCCCUGGUCGUCCAGGCGGCGCUCGGCGGCCUGGCCAUGCUGUCGCUGGUCUACAAGCGCUGGAGGGAGCACCCGCGACGGCCCGUCAAGGUCUGGUUCUUUGACGUGUCCAAGCAGGUCUUUGGGUCGGUGCUGGUGCACAUGUCCAACAUCUUCAUGUCGAUGCUCACUAGUGGCCGCUUCUCCAUCAAGGUAGAGCCGACCGUGGUCGAGAGGCUGGUGGGCAGAGGCGACGACGACUACGUGCCCAACCCGUGCUCCUUUUAUCUCUUGAACCUGGCCAUAGAUACUACUGUCGGCAUCCCCAUCCUCAUUGUGCUCUUGCGCGUCUUCAGCGCCCUGGCGAGCUUCACACCGCUCGGCAAGCCUGUCGAGUCCGUCAAGUCGGGCUACUACGGCAACCCCCCCAACGCCUGGUGGUGGCUCAAGCAGUCCUUUAUAUACUUCGCCGGGUUGUUUGGCAUGAAGGUCUGCGUCCUCAUCAUCUUCAUCAUGAUGCCCUGGAUCUCGCAGGUCGGCGACUGGGCGCUUGGAUGGACAGAGGGCAACGAGAAGCUCCAGGUCGCAUUCGUCAUGAUGAUCUUCCCCCUCAUCAUGAACGCUCUCCAGUAUUACAUCAUCGACUCCUUCAUCAAGCAAAAGGUGACAGACCAUGAGAGGCUACCGUCCGAGGACCAUGACGACGACGACGACGACGACUACCAAGGAAGGCGAUCAAGCGCCGAUGGUACCAACUCAGACGACCGGAGUGAGAGCCGUGUCAAGAUCGGUGGACGGUCGCGCAACAACCUCGGCGAAGAAUACGACCCCGAAGUAGACGGAGACGCCCCGACGAUUAUCGGCAGCAGCUCGAACCAGUCUGUCUCCAAGCCGCCCAGCGGCGUCUCAGUCGAGCUGUUCCCCAAAGAGUAA